UGGUCAGCACUCUAUCAUCCGAUGUUUCUGAGCAACAGCAGCCCAAAUAACAUUAAACUCAAAUACAAAUAAUAUUCAUAAAGAAAAAAAAAAACACAUUAAAAACAAAACAGCUGUUUUGGAAUUGUUGUUGCUGUUAAAGAGCCAAGAUCUUUGAAGAGUAGACCAAUUCUCAAUUUACUUUUACAACACAAACACUUUUUGGUUUGGUUUUGAUUUUGGGUUUUUCUUCCAUCAAAAGUAUUUACCAUUUCUUUCUUCUUCUUCUUCCAUCAAGAUCUAUCACUUCUUAUUCUUUUUCAGAAAAAAAGAAAAAAAGAAAAACAACAUAACACAGGUGUAAUUGAUGAGUCAUCAUUUUGAUGAGGAAAAGGCCCUGAAUAUUUCUUAGGAAUUAUAACUGUUUCAUGGGCAACACAUGCCGCGGAUCUUUCAAAGGGAAACUUUAUCAGGGCUACAGUCAGCCCGAGGAUCAAUCUACUGCCUCCCAUACCAAUCGCAAUCCUUCCUCUAACAAUUCCAAUACUGAACAUUCUCCUACUAGUGUCACUGCGCAAGAAUUCGCCAAGGAUAAUCCCAAAAAGGAUAACAAUUUCCCUCUCAUUAGCCCCAACAGGAAAGAUUUGAUAAUGAGGCGCGGUGCUGAUAACCAGUCUUAUUAUGUUUUGGGUCAUAAAACUGCAAACAUUCGUGAUCUUUACACUUUAGGUCGUAAAUUAGGACAAGGACAAUUUGGCACUACUUAUUUAUGUGUUGAGAAUUCUACGGGGACCGAAUAUGCAUGCAAGUCUAUAUCAAAGAGAAAGUUGAUUUCUAAAGAGGAUGUAGAGGAUGUUCGGAGAGAGAUACAGAUAAUGCACCAUUUGGCAGGUCACAAGAAUAUUGUAACCAUUAAGGGUGCUUAUGAGGAUCAAUUGUAUGUUCAUAUAGUUAUGGAGCUUUGCUCUGGUGGAGAGUUGUUUGAUAGAAUCAUCCAAAGGGGGCAUUAUAGUGAGAGGAAAGCAGCUGAGUUGACAAAGAUCAUUGUAGGGGUUGUUGAGGCAUGUCAUUCACUUGGGGUUAUGCAUAGGGAUCUAAAACCUGAAAACUUCUUGUUGGUGAACAAGGAUGAUGACUUCUCACUCAAAGCCAUUGAUUUUGGACUUUCUGUGUUCUUCAAACCAGGUCAAAUUUUCACUGAUGUGGUUGGAAGCCCAUAUUAUGUUGCUCCUGAAGUACUUCUCAAGCAUUAUGGGCCAGAGGCAGAUGUGUGGACAGCUGGGGUCAUUUUGUAUAUAUUGCUAAGUGGGGUGCCACCAUUUUGGGCAGAAACACAGCAAGGAAUAUUUGAUGCAGUGCUGAAGGGAUAUAUUGAUUUUGAAUCAGACCCUUGGCCCCUAAUAUCCGACAGUGCCAAAGAUCUUAUCCACAAGAUGCUCUGUGGUCGACCUUCAGACCGGUUGACUGCUCAUGAAGUGCUAUGCCAUCCUUGGAUUUGUGAAAAUGGAGUUGCUCCUGAUAGGGCACUGGAUCCAGCUGUACUUUCUCGUCUCAAACAAUUCUCCGCAAUGAAUAAAUUGAAGAAGAUGGCUUUACGGGUCAUAGCUGAAAGCCUUUCUGAGGAGGAGAUUGCUGGUUUGCGAGAAAUGUUCCAGACGAUGGAUACUGAUAAUAGCGGUGCAAUCACAUUUGAUGAGCUAAAAGCUGGCCUGCGAAGAUAUGGUUCUACAAUGAAGGAUACAGAAAUACGUGAUCUUAUGGAUGCUGCUGACGUCGAUAACAGUGGGACAAUUGACUAUGGGGAAUUUAUAGCUGCAACAGUUCAUCUUAACAAACUAGAAAGAGAGGAACAUCUUGUUGCAGCGUUCCAAUAUUUUGAUAAGGACGGAAGCGGUUAUAUCACAGUUGAUGAGCUACAACAAGCUUGUGCAGAACACAACAUGACUGAUGUUUUACUUGAAGAUAUUAUCAGAGAAGUUGAUCAAGAUAAUGAUGGAAGGAUCGAUUACAGUGAAUUUGUUGCCAUGAUGCAAAAAGGCAAUGCAGGAAUUGGUAGACGAACUAUGCGGAACAGUCUGAAUAUGAGCAUGAGAGAUGCACCAGGUGCUCAAUAAAUUGCAAUUCCACAUAAUGUACAGGUUAUACAGCAAAGCUGGAAGGGAAGGGUGAUUUGCAGAAAGCCUUGACAAGUGAUUUUUGCUGUUUCCUUCAUAGUUCCAGGCACAAGAUUUGGGUAUUGGAUGUCAUGUGCUGAAAGCAUUUAUUCAGAUAUGCAUUUUGAAUUGCUGUAUAACUGAGGAGGAAUCAUUCUUAAGCUUUAUAAACUUUUCAAGUGUGAGGUGUUGAA
Molecule: messenger RNA, 2326 nt
Organism: Ricinus communis (castor bean)
Lineage: Eukaryota; Viridiplantae; Streptophyta; Magnoliopsida; Malpighiales; Euphorbiaceae
Product: calcium-dependent protein kinase 26
Exons: 9
Coding region: 408-2093 (561 amino acids)
Biological process (GO): protein autophosphorylation; intracellular signal transduction; peptidyl-serine phosphorylation
Cellular component (GO): cytoplasm; nucleus
Molecular function (GO): calmodulin binding; ATP binding; calcium/calmodulin-dependent protein kinase activity
Source: RefSeq, a predicted model, not a curated record